AUGGAUGACAGCGGCCGCCUGACGCACAUCUGGUGGCAAACGAGAGAGCAGGGAAAUUUUCACAAGGGAAACUCCGUCAGGGACAUCUAUGGGACUAGCCCUCACCUCGUCCGUGACCUCGGGUCGCCGGCGGUGGACUUCACGUUGCACGACCUGGAUGGUAACCGAUGGAAUCUUGGCGAGGUUUUGGCAGCAGGAGAGGGGAAGCCGGUAGUCCUGAUUUUUGGGAUGUGGACAUGCCCAGCGUACCAGGGACUUGACGUUAUCGAGGGAUCAGGCAACACAUGGUCCUAUUGGGAUGAGCAUACUCUGGUAGAACAGUACGGGGACAAAGCCAUCUUUGUCCACAUCUACGGGCCAGAGCCGCAUCCUAAGCCCCCGGACCUCAACUUCGAUGCGGGCACUUUUUCGCCGAAUUUUUGGAGCGUUCACCGGCAGCCGGUCAUUUAUGACGUCCGAGUUGAAAAGGCGAAGAAAAUUCGCAGCAUCACUCAUCCGGAUGAGGUUGUCCUUCCAGACUACCUCACGGGCAACCCUUACAGCUCGCUCAACCAACCAGUUUGGUGCACUUACGCCAACGGGGCCCGCCCGUCCGUCAUGGUAUCCUCUAGCGGAUCAGUAUUUUACCAGCAGGAGUGGUUGAGCACCGAAGGGCUGGGAAACGCCAUCGACGGCUACUGGGAACAGGACGGAGCCGGGACUUGGGACGACGGCGAGGGAGUCCCACCGAUUUUGAAUCCCAGGGCCCAGCCGGGCAGAAAGAAACCCAACGCUAGGAAAGCCAGCGGACCAAACCGCCCCUGAAGAAACGCUGUUUCUAGCACCAGAGUUUCGACGAGAGGGAGUGCGGGCGGGAGGUUGUGAUGUGAGGAUCCUGUCUUGUCUUCUGCCCCGCGAACGCGCUGAAGAGGGUUGACUCUGUGGGGUGCGGAUCAUUCCUGAGCUCUAAUUGGAUGAUGGGAAGCGCUGUGACGACGGGAUGCGUUUACGUCCUGUCGUAGUCACGAGAUCAUGUGUUCAACACUUCGAUGGCGCCGUAGCCUUCACUUUGGUUUCGAAUCACAACCUCUGCUAGGUCCAUUUUUACUGCUGUAGCACGGGUCCGUUGCUUCUGACAUGUCCAGAGGAUUGUAGAAAUGUGGAAAGGCGCUGCUUCACCAAGCCGUCCUUUGUGAGUCCGAUCGGUGAGAGAGACGAGGUUGAUAUCGUAGAAGAAAUCGGUGAUAUAGUCAUUGUUUUUUGUUUUGCGGUCUCUCCCGUUUUGUUGAUGCUCCUGCGGCCUGGCCUACACCCACCGCGUUUGAUGAUGCGGGUUCGAUUCCGUCUGUGGUUGGUUAUAAAGUGCCCUGCUCAUGCAGGGCUGCGUCCAAUCCGAGGUCCGCUUUCCUUGAUCCUUUGAACGGAUUAGAAUUUGGUGUGUGACGAUGUGACCAUUUGUACAUGACAACAUUUCCGAACAAAAGCUGCCGCCGACGCGGCCUCCUGGAGUUAUGUUGUUUCCGGCUGUUUCGUAACACUUGGUUUUGGCG
Ectocarpus siliculosus is the source of this 1529-nucleotide messenger RNA. Lineage: Eukaryota; Phaeophyceae; Ectocarpales; Ectocarpaceae. The record is from the annotation of a GenBank genome assembly.